AUGAGAGUCCUAUGUCUACACGGUGUGGGCGGAUCAGGAGCCUUGCUGAAGCAGCAACUCACUCCCUUCAUCCGUGCCCUUGAUCCAAGUUACGAAUUCGUUUUUGUCGAUGGACCUGUGCAGUCGCCGCGAGGACCAGGGAUCGCUCCAUCUGCUACUGGGCCAUUUUUCUCGCACACAGUUGGCUACGAACCUCAGCAGAUACUCGAAGCUUGCCAACAUCUGGAAGAAGUUAUCGAAGAAAGUGGGCCGUUCGACGGAGCUCUCGGGUUUAGCCAAGGCGCCGCACUCAUCGUGUCCUUGAUGCAUCUCUGGCAAUGCAAUGGCAAAGAAUCGCCCUUUGCUUUUGCCCUCUUCUUCUCCUCUAGCACACCCUGUGCGGCUCGCGAUGAUGCAUGCACUGCGCUGAUCAGCCGGCUAAGGUCCAAAAGUCUGGAUCACAGCCAUGAGGGAAGUUUGAAGUUAAGAGAAAGCGAUAGCCUCACCGCGGAAGAGCAGAUCUAUUGGAGCCUUCUGUGCGAUACGGUCUUCCCAGCUCGGAGAAACAAUUUUCUCCAUCCGCCUUUUGAUUUGGACGCGUACACGGAUCCUCAACAUCCGCGGGAUGCUCCUUUGACCAUGCAUCCAGCUUUACACGAUUGGAGGAUUCGAAUACCAACCGUCCACUGCAUAGGAAGUCGUGACGCGCCUUCCAUGCAGGGCAUGUCGAGAUCGGCAUACGAAAUGUGCGCCGGCGAUGUGUCCAAACUCUUGUACCAUGGUGGUGGUCACCAACCUCCACAGAAGCAAGCAGAAGCAGCCGCGGCCGCGGCCGCGACGGAAUGGGCAAUAAAUCAAUCACGCAAGGCUCUCAGACUUCGUCUAUAG
Molecule: messenger RNA, 867 nt
Organism: Ramularia collo-cygni
Lineage: Eukaryota; Fungi; Ascomycota; Dothideomycetes; Mycosphaerellales; Mycosphaerellaceae
Exons: 2
Coding region: 1-867 (288 amino acids)
Cellular component (GO): nucleus; cytoplasm
Source: RefSeq, a predicted model, not a curated record